AUGACCUCUGUAAAGCCGAGACCAUCUGAUGCACUAGCACGUGAAGGGCCAUCAGAGUUUGAAAUCUUGAAGAGAAACCACAAGUUUCUGCGUGAAGACGAACAAGAUGUAGAGACCGCGGGAUCAAAAUCGUGGGAUGAAGCUUUGGCUCGCAAGUUUUACUCCAAUCUUUGGAAAGAAUAUGCACUGUGCGACCUCAAGCACUACAAAUCCGGAAAUUUUGCUCUUCGAUGGAGGACUGAAGACGAAGUCGUGGAAGGCAUCGGCGAGACUUCGUGCGCCAACACGCGAUGCAAGCAUCAUGCACCCAAAGACUCUCGCAAGGACUUUGGACGUCAGAGCGCCAAAGCUUCGUCGUCAUCCCGUCACAAGGAAAAGGCCCUUCACACGCUGGAACUUCCAUUUGGCUACGUCGAAGAUGGAGCGCUCAAGUCUGCUCUUGUCAAGGUGGUUUUGUGUGAUAGAUGUGUGAAGAAGAUUAUGUGGAAGCGCAGACAAGAGAGGGACGGGGAAAAGCAAGCAGAAAACGACGAAGAAAGCGAUUCUGGGCACUCACGAGUGUCUGAAGGCCGUUUAGGUAAACGAGAAGACUCUUCGUCGAGGCAGUCAGGACAUCGACGCUACACCGAAGAGGAACGGUCACGAUCGUCCGGAGACAGGAGAAAGCAUAGGGAGCGCUCUGCGCAUCGACCGCGUACCAGUCGCUCACGGUCACCAGAGCGGUCAAAACGCAAGCGAAACCGCGAGGAAUAG
Messenger RNA from Serendipita indica DSM 11827, 753 nucleotides. The record is from the annotation of a GenBank genome assembly. Lineage: Eukaryota; Fungi; Basidiomycota; Agaricomycetes; Sebacinales; Serendipitaceae.